Molecule: messenger RNA, 576 nt
Organism: Folsomia candida
Lineage: Eukaryota; Metazoa; Arthropoda; Collembola; Entomobryomorpha; Isotomidae
Gene: Dph3
Product: DPH3 homolog
Exons: 2
Coding region: 16-447 (143 amino acids)
Biological process (GO): protein histidyl modification to diphthamide
Molecular function (GO): metal ion binding
Source: RefSeq, a predicted model, not a curated record
AAAAUCACGCUCUUCAUGAGCGGACCAGGCGUCACUUUGGAUCCGCCAGCCUCGUGCCUCGUCUCAUUCCUUUCGCACCGCUCGGCGUGUUCAGUCGCGUCAAGUGCAGCGUGGUCCGGCCUCGUGCUCUCGAGGAUUGAGGACGAUUUAUUAAUCCCCCCUCCCCAGAGGAUGACCUCCUACUACGACGAAGUAGAGAUUGAAGACUUUGAGUGGGACGAGGACUCGGAAACCUAUUUCUACCCGUGCCCGUGCGGUGAUCGUUUCCUGAUUACGAAGGAGGAGUUAAUCAAUGGCGAAGAUGUCGCAACGUGCCCGAGCUGCUCCCUCCUCCUCAAAGUCAUUUACGACCCAGAGCAAUUUGCCGCAGAGGAGGAGGAGUGCGGACGUAUUAACUCCGCUUGUGCCACCUCUCUACCCCGCUGCGCCGAGGCCCAGCCCUCUUAAUCGGAACGCUGUCGAUAAGGUCAAUUCUUACAAAAAAUUCUGUCAACAUGUCGGCAACAAUUACGGCGUCCAUGUCCCCCGACCAAGGAACACGUACGCCUUCAACGUCCACCGCUACACGGACCGGUA